Molecule: messenger RNA, 4692 nt
Organism: Rattus rattus (black rat)
Lineage: Eukaryota; Metazoa; Chordata; Mammalia; Rodentia; Muridae
Gene: Stk24
Product: serine/threonine kinase 24
Exons: 11
Coding region: 338-1633 (431 amino acids)
Biological process (GO): protein phosphorylation
Molecular function (GO): protein kinase activity; ATP binding
Source: RefSeq, a predicted model, not a curated record
GGGCGGGGCGCGACGGGUUGUGCGCGCCCACUCGGCUCCAGGCGGCCAGCGCUCGCGGGCCCAGGCCGCCCGGCUCGACCCGAGCACCGCGGCGGCGCAGCGGCGGGAGCCCAGGAGAAACAGCUGCAGUCAGGAGACAUUCCCGCGGCCCCCGCUGCCCGCCCCAGGCUCGGUGUAUGGGGCCGCGGCCCGCCAACCUUCGCUGAGACCGUCCCCGGGGUGCGGUGGCCUCGGGCUCCAGAGCCCGCCCCGCCACCCGAGGGCUGCGCGCGGCCCCCGGCCUGCUCGCCGCGCGACUCCGCGCGUCCCGGGCCAGGAAGUGGCGGCGCCGAGCGCCAUGGCCCACUCCCCGGUGCAGUCGGGCCUGCCGGGCAUGCAGACCCUGAAAGCAGACCCAGAAGAGCUUUUUACCAAGCUGGAGAAAAUUGGAAAGGGCUCCUUUGGUGAGGUGUUCAAAGGCAUCGACAAUCGGACUCAGAAAGUGGUUGCCAUAAAAAUCAUUGAUCUGGAAGAAGCGGAGGACGAGAUAGAGGACAUUCAACAAGAGAUCACAGUGCUGAGCCAGUGUGACAGUCCGUACGUCACCAAGUAUUAUGGAUCCUAUCUCAAGGAUACUAAAUUAUGGAUAAUCAUGGAGUAUCUCGGUGGAGGCUCUGCCCUGGAUCUGUUAGAACCUGGCCCUUUAGAUGAAAUUCAGAUUGCAACCAUUCUACGAGAGAUUCUGAAAGGACUUGAUUAUCUACACUCAGAGAAGAAAAUCCACAGAGAUAUUAAAGCGGCCAAUGUUCUGCUCUCUGAACAUGGAGAGGUGAAGUUGGCUGACUUUGGAGUGGCUGGCCAGCUGACGGAUACCCAGAUAAAAAGGAACACCUUCGUGGGCACUCCCUUCUGGAUGGCGCCUGAGGUCAUCAAGCAGUCAGCCUACGACUCAAAGGCGGACAUCUGGUCCCUCGGCAUCACAGCCAUAGAACUGGCCAAAGGCGAGCCGCCACAUUCUGAGCUGCACCCCAUGAAGGUGCUGUUCCUCAUCCCAAAGAACAACCCUCCCACGCUGGAGGGCAGCUACAGCAGGCCCCUCAAGGAGUUCGUGGAGGCCUGCCUGAACAAGGAGCCCAGCUUUAGGCCCACUGCUAAGGAGUUAUUGAAGCACAAAUUUAUAAUCCGCAAUGCAAAGAAAACGUCCUACCUGACUGAGCUCAUCGACAGGUACAAGAGGUGGAAGGCGGAGCAGAGUCACGAGGACUCCAGCUCGGAGGACUCGGAUGUGGAGACAGACAGCCAGGCGUCUGGAGGCAGCGACUCUGGGGACUGGAUCUUCACCAUCCGGGAGAAAGACCCCAAGAAUCUGGAGAACGGAACUCUUCAGCCCUCAGAUUUGGAAAGAAAUAAGAUGAAAGACUUCCCAAAGAGGCCCUUCUCUCAGUGCUUGUCCACAAUCAUUUCUCCUCUGUUUGCGGAGCUGAAAGAGAAGAGCCAGGCGUGCGGAGGGAACUUGGGGUCAAUAGAAGAGCUGCGGGGAGCCAUCUACUUGGCGGAAGAGGCCUGCCCUGGGAUCUCCGACACCAUGGUGGCACAGCUUGUACAACGGCUGCAGAGAUAUUCUCUGAGCGGUGGAGGAGCCUCAGCGCACUGAAAGCCCAUGGCGUCCCGGUUGGUUUUUCCUUUCUUCUUCAUCUUCCUUCUUUUUAAAAGUCAACGAGAGCCUUUGCCGACUCUGCGAAGAGGUGUCACGGAGGGGCCCACCCUCCCCUAGCGCCGGCACCUAUCCAGGGACAGCCUCGUCGUGCCACAGCCAGAUGGAGUCUUCUGAUAGGGUGGGGGAGGGUCUUCUCCUUCAAGCAAUUAUUUUAUUUUUUUAUCGUUUUUAAUUUUAAUCAUAGUGCACAUAUUCAAAGAAAGUAUCUUUAAACACAAACAGCCCUGAAGUGUAUAUUUGGAUUGUUCUAAGGCAGUUGAAGACGCAACCUCAGGUAUCUCUUUGUAUUGAUAGCUCCUCCCCCGGGAGACGGAGAGUCGCUCUGGUGGAUCGGUGUACAGAUUGUAUAUAGCGUCAUUUUUACCGAAACCCUUUUGGCGUGCAUAAGGAUCACUGUGUACACGUUGGCCAAGUGCUUCUGUAGAUAAUGUCUGUGGAGUAAAUAUUUGACAGGCCAGAACUUGAGUCUUAUUGCCUUGCCUUUAUUACGUGUAAAUUUGAAUUUCGUGACCAGUGAUUUGGAUUUUAUUUUGUAUUUACAGGGUCUGUCAUUAAUAAUAAUUAUCCCCCCCCCUCGUGGAACACUCCCAUUUGUACCUCAACAGAUGCAAAUUUCCCUCUCGUUCACCCUACGCCCCUUUUGGUACACUUAGAAGUUUUCCUUUUUCCAUCAAUGGUACUGUUUCUUAGUGUUUUCAAUUGGAACAUAUCUUGUCUCACAGAGCUUUAAAUUAUUCUUUAAGUUUCUUCCGGAUGAAGUGCUCUCAUCUAACACCUGUGUUGGGUUGUGCUGCCACGUCUGUACCAGAUGUCCUGUCUGACAUCUUCCAUUGAAUCUUGUAGUACAACCUGCGUAUCAUCUUUCCCACCUCAAAGUGUCUGAAUGCUUACACAAAUAAAUUUUAUAACUCACUCAUUUUGCAUACUAUUCUUGAAACAUGGCUCCACAGGGCAGAUGAGGAUCUGCUCUGUGUAUGGUUGAGGAAGCGUGUGUGUGUUGAGACAUGUUGAAAGACUCCAGGAAAAAGUGCCCAGAUGUCAAACAGCCAAAUGUCCAGGUUAUCUCCCUAUGCAAUUUGUGUGAUUGGUUCCUGAGUUAUGACCGAUGUUGCAGGUUUGUGAAACUGCUGGCCUCUUGCUGGGGACUUGGAAGGAUGGUUUUGCCUCUGCUCAGGGAGCUGGGUCUGCCAGCCAAGCUCUCUGUUCUUGUAUAUGGCAGAGAUCCCUUUGCAGAGUGGGAAUCCCCUGGUUCUCAGAGCCCGUCUUGCCAGUCUCACUCAGACCUGUGUAGUGUUUUUGUUUGUUGAAGUUAAUUAUUGUCCUCCUGUUGAAGUGUUAGGUCUUGAGAAAGACAAAGGGUUUUUGGAGCAGGAACUUUGGGUGAACUUGGUGACAUCAGCUCGACCUCGUGCUGUAGUGUUGCAGGAAGGCAGGCCAAGGCUAGAAGUGUUGGGUGUGAGACAAUUGCUUAGGUUUAUUAAAUGGGGACUAUUAAAUUGUGAUAGUCUAUUAGAAGUAGUAGAUUUUGGGCUGGAGUGAAAAUUUUAUCAAGGAUACAUUUUGGCUAGGGGAAAUAGACACAAUUGUUUUUUUUUAAAGAGUCUAUGGGUCAUGUGUGCAGUUCCCUCAAAGACCAGAAGAGGGUAUGAGAUACCUCUCCUGGGGACUGUAGUCACAGGUGAGCUGCCCUGUGCAUGCUGGGAACUGAAUCUGGGUGUCCACAAGAACAGCCUGUGUUCUUAACUGCUGAGCCAUCACUCUGGCCCCAGUACAGUGUUAUUUUAUACCAAGAAUGUUACCUGGAACAAUAAUUUGAGGAUAUUUUGUGUUUCUAGAGUACUUUGCUUUGGAGUUUUUUUGUUUUUCUCUUUUCUGUGCGAGGCUUGAUGUGUAAACCAAAGGCUGUUGCAGGAAAGUCACCAGAUGAACCUGCUGUGCGGAGAGCUGUUGACCUGAAGGGUGUCCCCAGGGACUACAGGCAUGUCAAUGCAGAGAGCUCGUCAGUCUUACCAGCGGGUCGUGCUACAGUAGCGAAGCCAUGGUCUUUUUUUUUCCCCCCCAGUGCUGGUACAUGAGCCAGGACUUCUGUGUGCUUGGGUCAGUGCUUUCCUGGGCUUCCCCUGCAGUCCCUGCCCUCCAUCUUUAAAAAUGUAACAGUAUGGCUGAGCUGCUGAGAGGACCAGAUACUAUUUAAGCAUAAGCUUAUGACGUGAAUGUAGGCCGAUCCUCUGCACUCAGUCGGCCACAAGGCACGGUUCCCAUCUCCUGUGAAAGCAACAGGUGGUUCUUUGGGAGUUUAUUGGAAACCUUGCUGGGGAUGUGGGGUUGACAGUUUUAAAGUGGAUUGUCUGGUUAUAUAGUCUCCUCUGUGUUGUACACUGUAGCACAAAAUAAAUUAGAUGUUCUGUGGACGUUUCGUUUGGCUCUGCAAGCUGUAUUCAUGUGUUCACUUCUAGUUCUUUAUUCAGAGCAGGACCUAUCUCAGAACAGCACUGGUACCCGUUUCACAUCAUGGCCACUGUGGGUGAGCUCAGCAUCACCCAGAAGUCCCUCCACAGUGUCGUAUCACGGCAACCAUGCCACCAGUCUGGGAAAAUGAGCACCUAGAAGAGCAGUGAGGCAGGCUGACUGCUGAGCUCUGGCUUCUGGGACAGGUUGUCCUUUGGGUGGUCCGUGCUGGCCCUCGUGAGUGCUGAGAUUGCAGGCGUGCCCCAUGUUGGCGUCCGUGAUGGCUUUUCCCCAUUAUUGCUGUCCCAGUGAUGUGGAAUCACCUGUGCAGACUGCGAGAUAGUAGGCUCCUUCCUGAGCUGCUUGGCAUGGUUCCGGGUUCUGUAUGUUGUGUUUUAUACUAUUCUUUGGCAAAACCUGUAAUCAUAUAUGCAUUACAUUUCUUAAAAAACCUGGCUUCUGUGUUUCUGCUACAAAAUAUGGCAAUGAAGGUGGAUUCCUGAGCACGCAUAUUGUCGUGCGAGGUCAAUAAAGCUCUGGAAAGCUGU